Molecule: messenger RNA, 4495 nt
Organism: Lepus europaeus (European hare)
Lineage: Eukaryota; Metazoa; Chordata; Mammalia; Lagomorpha; Leporidae
Gene: CDK14
Product: cyclin dependent kinase 14
Exons: 15
Coding region: 94-1503 (469 amino acids)
Biological process (GO): protein phosphorylation
Cellular component (GO): nucleus; cytosol; cytoplasm
Molecular function (GO): ATP binding; cyclin binding; cyclin-dependent protein serine/threonine kinase activity
Source: RefSeq, a predicted model, not a curated record
GGCGCCGCCUUCCCGCGCCGCGCGCCCUCGCCGUUGUCUGCGCUCCGCUCCGGACCAGUUGGAGGGAAGUUGCCCGGGCCCCGCGCCGUCCAGAUGUGCGACCUCAUUGAGCCGCAGCCGGCCGAAAAGAUCGGCAAGAUGAAGAAGUUGCGGAGAACUUUGUCGGAGAGUUUCAGCCGCAUCGCUUUGAAGAAAGACGAUACUGCCUUUGAUGAGAUAUGUGUCACAAAGAUGUCCACACGGAACUGCCAGGGGAUGGACUCAGUGAUCAAACCCCUGGAUACAAUUCCUGAGGAUAAAAAAGUCAGGGUUCAGAGGACGCAGAGCACUUUUGACCCGUUUGAGAAGCCGGCGAAUCAAGUAAAGAGGGUGCAUUCCGAGAACAAUGCAUGCAUUAAUUUUAAGUCCUCCUCUGCUGGCAAAGAGUCUCCAAAAGUUAGGCGGCACUCUAGCCCCAGCUCGCCGACAAGCCCCAAAUUUGGAAAAGCUGACUCAUAUGAAAAACUGGAAAAGCUAGGGGAGGGAUCCUAUGCUACAGUGUACAAAGGGAAAAGCAAAGUAAAUGGGAAGUUGGUAGCCCUGAAGGUGAUCAGGCUGCAGGAAGAAGAAGGUACACCUUUCACGGCUAUCAGGGAAGCUUCUCUGUUAAAAGGACUAAAACAUGCUAACAUAGUGCUGCUUCAUGACAUCAUCCAUACCAAGGAGACACUGACACUUGUGUUUGAAUAUGUGCACACUGAUUUAUGUCAGUACAUGGACAAGCACCCUGGGGGGCUGCAUCCAGAGAAUGUGAAGUUAUUUUUAUUUCAGUUGCUGCGAGGGCUGUCUUACAUCCACCAGCGUUAUAUUUUGCACAGAGACCUGAAACCACAGAACCUUCUGAUCAGUGACACGGGGGAGUUAAAGCUGGCAGAUUUCGGUCUUGCACGAGCAAAGUCCGUCCCCAGCCACACAUACUCCAACGAAGUGGUUACCCUGUGGUACAGGCCUCCGGACGUGCUCCUGGGCUCCACAGAAUAUUCCACCUGCCUUGACAUGUGGGGAGUCGGCUGCAUCUUUGUUGAAAUGAUCCAAGGAGUUGCUGCUUUUCCGGGAAUGAAAGACAUUCAGGAUCAACUUGAGCGAAUAUUUCUGGUUCUUGGAACCCCGAAUGAGGACACGUGGCCUGGAGUCCAUUCUUUGCCGCAUUUUAAGCCAGAACGUUUUACCCUGUACAGCUCUAAAAACCUUAGACAAGCAUGGAAUAAGCUCAGCUAUGUGAAUCAUGCAGAGGAUCUGGCCUCCAAGCUCCUACAGUGUUCCCCAAAGAACAGGCUAUCCGCACAAGCCGCCUUGAGCCACGAAUAUUUCAGUGACCUGCCCCCGCGGCUAUGGGAACUGACCGAUAUGUCUUCUAUUUUUACCGUCCCAAAUGUGAGAUUGCAACCAGAAUCCGGAGAAAGCAUGCGGGCCUUUGGGAAAAACAGUAGUUACGGGAAAAGUCUAUCGAACAGCAAGCACUGACCAGCACGGCGUUCUCGAGAGAGGGCAGGAUUAAGUUGUCAUCAUUCUGGGAAGAAAAAACACAUUAAUGAAGUGGCCAAUCAAAUGAAGGGAACGUGGAUCAGCUUCCUUUCGCUCCCUGUGGGGGAUUUCACUCACAAGAAAAUUGAAGCUGGCAAGACCCUGUUUUCUCUGCAAUUUAUUUAAAACCUUGCACGCAUUUGGAUACCUUGUGAUUUCCAAGAACUAUGUGAAGAUUAAGCUUUGCUUACUGAUACAUGGCAUGUAUUCUUUUCAGUCUUUUGUGUUUGAUUCUUUUUGAUUUCCCUCUGCAGCGCGCAGCGUCUCUGUAAAGGUCUCUAUGCCUUCACCAGCCAUGUCUUAAAUCCAUUAAGACAACACAUUCGGUGUUCACACUUCUUCAGUGGCGUCUGUACUUGAAAGCCACACAGUGGCAUAAAACAAUGUGUGUUUUCUUUGAGAGCAGUGCACGUGUUGCAACCACUAGGAAGGAAAUGUUUCACUGAAGCAAACCCCAGUUCUCUGGCUGACUUGACAGUUUGGUCCCUGACUGUGGGGGCCCCCACCUGUCGCUUACCUUUUGAGGACAAUUUGCAAACGUGGUUUAUUCUUGGAAGUCACUGCACAUUUCCGUAGGAUAUCGGAAUGUGCUUAGCAUUUCCAAGCUCCGUAGUAUGACUGUUUUCUGCAUAGAUUGAAAAGUGAAGAAACAAAUAUCAAGCAUUAGGAACAAAGACAGGGAUAAAUUGCUUGCUUUUCCACGCCUGGAAGAGGAGGAAAACUCGUACCUGUGUCGUGGGUCUCGUCAGCGUCUGACUUCCCCAUCCACUCUGUUAUACUUUGUAUUUUUUAAAUGGAGAAAAGAUUAAGGAACAGGGUGUUUAAAACUCAGCUGCAAGAGAAUUGUACCUUCUGGAUCCCCGGAAAGCAGCACUGGCCGGUUAACGCUAAAAAAGCAAAUGCUGGGAUCAUCCAGAGUUACAAGUUUGCUCAGUUACAACCAAGCACCUUGGAUUUAGAUCUCCUAAAAAACAUUCCAAGCUGAUUGGAAGACAUCUUUGGGUACCGGACUUUACCAGUUUCCUGGAAGAACUGUGCGCGUACAGCGCAGGGAUCUUGCUUUAGAGUUGGCGAUGGGAUGACAAAAGGCUCAGCUUCCCUUGUUGAGGAGCUGAGGGACCCUGGAGGAUGAAGGCGACCACGUGACACUGAGCGAGAAGCGGAUGCGUCGUGUCUGGCGCUUUGAUCCGGAGGGAGAGCUGCCUGGUGCAGGUGGGCUCCCUGUGGGACAGCAACCCUGCUGAAGCCCCAACAACACCGCGGCCAAGGGGGCAGCUGGGAAAGUCACCUCAAGCACAAAUCCUGGCUCCUCUGGACACGGACUCCUGUGGAAGUACCUCUGUGUACGCUGUUUUAUAUGUUUUUUGUUAGAAUGGGAGUCAAAGAGCUUGACAUGUGUCCCGCUUUUUCAGGAUCAAGACGAAAAGUUGUGAUCCAGUAUGCCAAGGACUUUCUCUGCGUGCUGAGUGAAGGGAAAGCUGUUCUGUGUUCAAACCCAAUGCACCUGAGCAAGCAGAUCCAGAAUCCCACACGCUGAAGUGGCGGUGUUUCUGGAGUGUGUCAGUCAGAACCCAGCCCGUGCAGACACAGCAUUCACCGUAAACCUGCAAGUGCCAAGUGAGGGGUCCUUUACUGACUGAUUUUCUAAAGACAGUAAAAGACACCCAAGGCUGGAAGGUUUACUAUUGGCUACAUAGAAAUCGUUUUCAUUUCUCUUUCAUACAUUCCAACCCACUGGAAGUCUUUUGAGGUAUUUGAUUUAAAGAAAGUAUACUUAAAUUAGACUCUCUUUAAGUAAAUACAUGCAACAGGGAGAUUUUAUAUGCAGCCAAAUUCCACCUAUCCUGUAAUUUGUUUUGAUUCAUUCAUUAGGCAGAGACGUGACUCCAGUCUUACUACUUAAUAAAGUUUCUACCAUGGAAAUGUGGGAACAUGCAGUAUUGAGAGAUUUCUAUUAGGAAUGUGAAGGUCAUCAGUGACGUAUGCCCCUGUCACAGAUGGCUUCUCCUGGGAAGUGAAACAUUGCUGUGUGGUGGGGAAAAGUCUGUUUUAUUACAGAGACGCCUCUCCAAAAGUCAGGAGGUUUUGUGUUCCCCAUGCUUGUCCAUAUGUGAAGCCCAAGGUCCGACUCCUCUCUGUGUCCUUUCCGACCCUAUUCUCAACCACGUUUGCCCUACCCUUCAUGUCGCUCCUGUCUGAGGGCAUCAUGCAAAUCCAUCCAGACGACGUUCAUCAGCAGAUUUAUUAUUCUGGCGAGAAAGCCCUGGGAUGUUUUGUGAGGUUAUUUUUAUAUGAAGGAAUCACUUGGAUUCAAACAGCUGGUAAGAAUGGUACGAGCACCUUGACGCAGUGGUUGUAUCAACGUGGACAUCACUGCAUACAGUAUUCUGAAAGGAGAUUGGGGACUUAAUUUCCAUUUUCUUAAAGGAAUAGUUUAGUUGACUUAAAAAUCCAAGCUACAUAGGACGUGGGGAAAAAAUGUUUGCAGUGCUCGGCACACAGAGGGUGUAAGGCAGGGGUGUCUGCACCCAGUGACGCCAGGUUGAGAAGCUAUGUCUGCCUCCCGAGGGUGAUUAGAAAAAUCGUCGGGAGAGCUCCAGGCUUGCUGAGAAAGCAAGACCUCUGAAGUGUGACUAUGACAGCAUUGUACUCAGCACACUAGGUUAUGCGUCUACGUAAGAUCCUCAUCUGUGGAUACUGCUGGUUUUGUAAUCUGUGUUAUGUAAGAGGAUGAUUAGGCUGUACCUACUGGGGCAGAGUAUUGCCUGCCUCCCUAAACAAACGUAGGAACGUGCUGCAUACUCACGCGUCACUCGCGCGUCACUUUAUCUCUUUUCCUGGCUUGUCAGAGGAGGAAACAGUGUAGUUACUGCCUUGCAAUUUCCUCAUACACCAAAAAAAGUAAAAACUAAAAAAAAAAAAAAAAAAAAAA